AUGUCUCUGAUUGCUUCUAAAAUUGCCCCCUCGAUUGUUGUAUUUGGUGGUAAUGGCUUUGUAGGUAAAAGAAUCUGCCAGGCAGGCAUCAAUGCUGGCUUUAGUGUCACUUCUCUCUCGUCCUCUGGGGUUCCUCCAAAACCUGUCGUUGAAGAAGACUCUCAAUGGAUCAGCAAAGUCGACUGGCAAAAGGCAAAUGUUUUCGAUCCAGAUUCCUACAAGAAACACUUGAAGAACAAAACAUCAGUGGUUCAUUCUAUCGGUAUUUUGUUUGAGAAUUCAAACUACAAGGACUCUUUAUCUGAUAGUCCAUUCAGCUUUCUUAAAAAAUUCAACCCAUUAGGUGCAAAUCCCUUGAAGAAGGCAAAUGAGUCUCUCACCUAUGAAAAGAUGAACAAACAAUCUGCUUUGAUAUUGGCAAAGGCAUACGCUGAACAAUUGCUGGAAUCCAAUGCUUUGCCAGAAACUAAGGUUGAGUCUCCAUCCUUCGUUUAUAUCUCUGCAGACCAGGGAUUUCCUGGUCUUUCCAAAGGUUACUUGCAAACUAAAAGAGAAGCUGAACAACAGUUGAAGCUGGAUUAUGAGAACAUAUUCAGGUCUAUCAUUAUGAGACCCGGAUUUAUGUAUGAUGAAACUGAUAAAAAAAGUGUUCGAAGCGUUUUCUCAACAUUAGCUAAUAUUGGAAACAAAAUUCCAGUUGUCGAUUUAUUAGUAAGACCAAGUAUUUCAACACAAAAAGUUGGUAUCUCUGCAAUUAGAAGAAUCCAAGAUAAAAAAUUUAGUGGAAUAGUAUUCUUAGAUGCAAUAGUCAACAACUACUAG
Molecule: messenger RNA, 822 nt
Organism: Ascoidea rubescens DSM 1968
Lineage: Eukaryota; Fungi; Ascomycota; Saccharomycetes; Ascoideales; Ascoideaceae
Gene: COQ11
Product: ubiquinone biosynthesis protein COQ11
Exons: 1
Coding region: 1-822 (273 amino acids)
Cellular component (GO): mitochondrion
Molecular function (GO): protein-containing complex binding
Source: RefSeq, a predicted model, not a curated record